Bradysia coprophila is the source of this 719-nucleotide messenger RNA. RefSeq names its product myrosinase 1 pseudogene. NCBI's taxonomy places the organism in Eukaryota, Metazoa, Arthropoda, Insecta, Diptera, Sciaridae. The record is from RefSeq and is a predicted model, not a curated record.
UCAGAUACAAGAAAUGAACAUAAGUUAAAUUCAGUCGUUGGACACGGUCAUAAUUGAAUGCAAUAAUUUCGUGAAAUAAGUUAACCAUUUCAAUGAUUUGCUACAGAUUUAUUGUUUUAAUUGUUGUUGUGACAAUUCUUGACAUUUUACACUGGGCUAAAGCUGAGGUUACAAAUGGAUCUCCACCAUCAGAAUUUAUAGCUCUUGGUACACUGUACCCGAUAGGAGGAACUUGUUCGAAACCCGACAAAGAACACAAAUUUCCGGACGAUUUCAUUUGGGGGGCGGCCUCGUCGGCUUAUCAAAUUGAAGGAGCGUGGAAUGUUGACGGCAAGGGAGAAAGCAUCUGGGAUCAUGUAUGCCAUACCGAUCCGACAAAAAUUAUAGAUCAAACGAAUGGCGACACGACAGCCAAUUCGUAUGAAUUCUAUAAAGAGGAUGUACGCGCUCUCAAAAAUACCGGAUUUAAAUUCUAUCGCUUCUCAAUCAGUUGGCCAAGGAUACUACCAAAUGGAAGCCAUACAAAUAUUAACGAACUGGGCCUUCAAUACUAUGAUAAUGUAAUCAACGAACUGUUAGCCAACGGUAUACAGCCAAUCGUAACGAUGUUUCACUGGGACUUGCCUCAAGCGUUACAGGAUUUUGGAGGCAUGUUAAAUCCAGUCAUUGUUGACUAUUUUGUCCAAUAUGCAAAACUUUCGAAUUGUAGAGUAACAUGA